GAAUAAGUUCAGCACAACCCCCUGAGUGACCUUUUGGAUUCGAAUAAAGUCAGUUACUACUUGUCCUUGUACCUGUUCCUUCAAGCAGAUUUGAAACUAGAUCCUUUUUUUGUUUUGGAGUACCUUUUCCUGGUGAUUUUCUCUCUCCCUGAGCCCAAACCAUUAACCGACGUUUAAGUCUUUCAACCUCACAUUACCAGAACAUCACAAUAAAAGGGUUUAAAACAAUAUGUUCUAACCCUCAAUUUAUACCCCCCUUAAGCCCAACCAGCCCAACAAAAGAAGGUUGAAGAAGAAGUAGAACAAAUAGAAAGAUUCCAUACUCCAAUUGAAAUGACUUUGAUGACAGAACAACCCACCAGUACAGCUAAUAGUCCUUCUAUGGUUGCCAAUGAGGUGUCCAUAGACUUGCACCCUUCGAGUGACCAACUCCCACUUAACCAACUAGUUCAACCGUCCAAAUCGAGACCUGUUUUCGAUUAUGAUGCUGAUCUUUUAAAGCUUUGUCAAGUGUACCUUAAGGAGAAAAACCAUCAUGGAUUGGCACUUUUAUCUCGACAAAAGGGAUUACCACCCUUUUUGAGAUUCAAAAUAUGGCCAGUAUUACUUAAAUAUCAUCCAUUUGUAUUAAACCCAUUCCUUCAACCUGAUAGUAUUGAUGAUGAAGUGGUGACUAAAAAUUCCGAUACUUCAUCAAUUUCAUCAUCAAAUUCCAAUACAGGAGGAACUCCUUCAUCAACCACCAAAGAAGAAGACUUAUCUAGCAAGGCAGAUGAUCUUUUACAACAAGAAAUCCGUAAGGAUUUAAGAAAAUAUAUCCAACGAUUAUCCUUUAAUAAGGAAAAACUACUUUCUGAAACUGAAAUGAUGAUCUUUGAUACUUUAGAACAUUCAAUCUUGAAAUUCAUAAAGAAAUGGGGGAGAAUCAUCAAGUAUGACAAGGCCAUGGCCUGGUUAGCAUUGGGGUUGGCAGAAUGGAUGCCAGCAAUCCCUAAAACCCCUUGGGUACUUGUCGGUAGAAACAUCACUUCCACCGAUAGAUGUUAUAAAAGUGUUUUCGAUGAUUACCAAGAGUUUAUUGAUUUACAUGAGGGGAUGAAUGAAACAUUAAAGGAAUUGGUUGAAGAUGAAACUAUUUCAAACAUGAAAUUUAAAGAUGUUUUCGAAAGAUUAACCUUGGUAUUAUUACAUUCACCGGAAAAGAGUGAGAAUAAAUCCAAUGAUCCUUCGAACAAUUUCAAUAAGCAAAAGAUAAAUAAAAGUACCUUACCAGUACAUGGGGGAUCCAUUGAAGAAAGAGUUUCAUUUUUCAUAUAUUUACUUCGGAAACUUCUUCCAGAACUAUCAACAUAUUUCCAAGAAGAACAAAUUUUAAAUAAAUUUGGAUCUCAUGAUGAUGAAUGGUUGAUUUGGUGGUUGAAAUGGUCUGGUAGUAAAGUAUGGUCUAGAGUUGAUCGUGGUAGAAUAUGGGAUCUUAUGCUUGGAUACAAGCAAGAUGAUGGGAAUUAUUCGAAAAAACUUAAUAAACUCAAACUUGAUUCUUAUUAUUUGAAUAUAUUAGGUCCAGAUAUAUUUUGGUCAGCCAUUGAUAUCAGUAAUAAGGAGGAAAAUGAAGGGUUUAAUGAUUUCAAUUCUUCAUCGACAAACACAUCAACAAGAACAUCCACAUCAUCAUCAUCAUAUGUAACCAAUAUGGGUGAUCAUAGUGCUCAACCACUUCAUAAGGCCAAUUCAUUUAAGGAUUUGAUUCAAGAGUUAACAGUACAUCAAGAUGAAUCUUCAUCUACAACACUGAAACAAACCCAACACGUAUCCACGCACACACCAUCGAGAAGAUCAUCAUCAGCAUCUUCAUCGUCUACUUGUUCAUCGUCAGAGGUUCCAGUUUCAAGAUUAGAUCCUCAUAUUGAAUUGAUUUUCAUAUCGUUAGCAAUUCUUAAAUCUAAGGAACAUACUUUAGUUGAAUUGGAUCAACAUGAAAUCAGACAAUAUCUUUCGAAAUUACCUUCUAAAUCAUACAAUCCAAGCAAUAAAUAUAAGCAACAUAUCCUUAAUAGACAAAAGGAAAAGGAAAAGGAGGAAAACAAGACUGAUGUUGCCAUUCAAUUGAGUGAAAUGGACCUCAAUUGGCAAAAAUUAUCAUCACCAUCAUCGGUGGCCGAAUCAAAUGGACUGAAUCUCCAGCAUUAUAAGGUGAAUUACAUUGACAAUGUUAUCAAUGAGGCUGGGGAAUUAUGGAGAAAAUGGUUAUGGAGAGAAAUGAUGGAAGAUGAAUGAGUAAACGAAGUAAAUAAAGGAAUACACAAGAUAAAGUAGGU
[Candida] anglica is the source of this 2318-nucleotide messenger RNA. The record is from the annotation of a GenBank genome assembly. NCBI's taxonomy places the organism in Eukaryota, Fungi, Ascomycota, Pichiomycetes, Serinales, Debaryomycetaceae.